Messenger RNA from Alosa alosa (allis shad), 3511 nucleotides. RefSeq names its product zinc finger protein 853-like. Lineage: Eukaryota; Metazoa; Chordata; Actinopteri; Clupeiformes; Clupeidae. The coding region runs from base 379 to 2718 and encodes 779 amino acids. The transcript has 4 exons. Gene Ontology annotation, biological process: negative regulation of transcription by RNA polymerase II; regulation of cytokine production; regulation of immune system process. The record is from RefSeq and is a predicted model, not a curated record.
GCGAGUGCAAGGCUCAGGAAUAUUUCGUGAUUGAUUGAUUUUCACUCGUUUCUUCAUGGCUGAAAUUAACAUUUUGGCAUAUAAGUUUAAAGAGUUUUUUUUUGUUUUUAAAGAUUAUCUCUUAAAUCAUUCAACUCUUUACGUAGCCUAUGGUAGGCUACGGCGUUUAGGACCUGUUUGACAUCAGAUGGCGAUGGGUAUAUAGUCAAUUUCGCUUUGACUGAUCACAGUCAGUAACUUUAUGUAGCCUAAUUUGUGUCAGAAGUGCAAUUCCGGGAAUUUCUUCUGAAAAUCGUGAACAGCAGUGACACUAAUUUUUCAGACAACAAAUAGAAAAGUUAAAUAACCUGUCGUGUAUCGUUUCCUACUCCUCCUUUCAUGAAGAUGACCAAGAUUGAAAGACUGAAUGCACGGGUUUCUAAACUGCUGACCGCAGCAGUCCACGAGGUGCUGGAGGUGGUAAAGGAUACGGUGUCGGAGUACCAAGAAAAAACCGCUCGAACUCAGAGGGAGAACGAGAGACUUCGGAAGAAACUCGAGGGACUACAACAAUGGUUUGAUCGAGAACUGUCACGGGUGUCCAGAGCACGUCCUCCAUUGCAGGCCAGCCAAUCAGAGCAGUCCAAAUGCUCAUGUAAACAACUACCGUCCUCUGAGGCAUCGGGCAAGCCAGAGCUGGAGUCCAGAGCGACUUCUGCAGAUGAAGUGAAGAAUCAUCUGGAGUUAAAGGUAGAAUCCAUCAUCAGCGUUGAGCAAGUGGCUCUUUCAUGUGUCACCGUGGUGGAUACAGAAAGUGACAGCUCUGCUCACUCACAAUCUGUGAACUCAAAGGACACCUCAGCACAUGCAGAAAGUGUAGUGUUUCCCAAUGGACGCUCAUCACUGGCUAACUCCACCUCACUCACUCAGCAAGGGAUGCCAGCCGACGUCAAUAUCAUCAAAGCGGAGCCCGACCUUCUGGAAUAUUCCCUCUCCCAGCAACCCGUGCCUUCACACCAGCUGUACGACCACAAGGAACCCACCCCAGAUUAUGCCCUUAACGCAGCACAGAACGAUGUCCAGGAGUUAGAUCUCCUGCAGCACAGCUCUGAUACUUCAGAAGUGCCACACUACAUUCAUUCUGACACAUUCAAUGCCUUUGUGGAGUCGUUCCCCCUCAAUCAGGCCCAGCAGCAGCAACAGCAGCAACAGCAACAGCAGCAGCAGCAGCAGCAACAUCAUCGGCGUUUCUCUGGCCAAGAGGAGAGCCACCGCUGCCUGCUGUGCGGCAAGAUCUUCAGUCGGCUGAGUGGCCUUCGCAUCCACCAGCGCUGCCACACGGGCGAGAAGCCGUACACGUGUGGCCACUGCGGCCGGCGCUUCAGCCUCGCCGGGAACCUGCAGAAGCACAAGCGUGUGCACACCGGUGAGCGGCCGUAUGGUUGCCAACAGUGUGGCAAAAGUUCAGACAGUUUGUUAAUUUAUAUAUCAUACAGAGUGUCGAAAAUUGAUCGACUUAAUGCUCGAGUGUCCAAGUUACUCACGGUGGCCGUGCAUGAAGUUCUGGAGCUCGUGCGGGAGACGGUGUCGGAGUAUCAAGAGAAAACCGCCCGCACUCAGCGGGAGAACGAGAGACUCCGGCAGAGGUUGCACGACGCCCUGGGAAGGCUGGAGAGCGAGAGGGAAGCAGUGAGACGGGUUCAGCUGGCCUCUGUUUUGGAGUGUGCUAUUAUUCAGGAACAGCAGCAGCAGCAAGAUUGUGAUGCAGCUAGGUCUUCUCCUGUGAGCCUUGAGCUCGAGAGCCCUCCGGACGAUGAGAAGCCAGUGGUGGGCGAUGCACAGCGCGAACAGACCGUGGAGGAAAGGCCAGAGGAAGAGCAGAAGCUCUCGGCAGAGGCGCUCACAGAGUGUGCCGUGAGAGUGCAACUGAUGUUAACUGACCACGACAGGACCUCAAGCGGCGAAGGGGCUGCCCCCACUGAAGACACUGUGAGACUCUGCGUUGUCGACGGCAUCAAAAGCGACGCUGACGCCGUUGCAGUGAGCCGUGUAACCACACUGACCCCAACGACAGCAAACUGUGUCCUGUCGCCUCGCAAACACACCUUAGCUGACGCCCACGCGAUUUCGACGGAGCACAUCAAAACCGAGCCGGUCUCGCCAAAGUCCCCCAUCGGCCAGCAGGAGGCGCCAUUGGGCACCUUCGGCCUCACAGAGGACCUGAGUGGCGCCAGGCAGCAGCCAGCUCCUCACCGAACCCUGAACAGUGCUGCUGGGCCCUACGACCUCCUGUUUGUUCCCCCGUCCCAGCCAGCCCCGGCUCAUCCUCAUCAGUCACCGCAGGGCCUGGGCCGACGUCUGGGGCUCGGGUUCGGCCGGGCUCCGCGCCUAUCCGGUGACAUCCGGCGCCAACGUCAGGGUGGCCUGCGCCGUGACGAGCCGCACGUGUGCGGCGUCUGCGGCAAGACCUUCGGCCGGCUGGGCAACCUGCGUAUCCACGAGCGCUGCCACACGGGCGAGAAGCCGUACGCGUGCGGACAAUGCGGCCGCUGCUUCAGCCAGGCUGGCGACCUCAAGAAGCACAGGCGAGUGCACACCGGCGAGAAGCCCUACUACUGUGGACAGUGCGGCAAGAGCUUCAGCCGCGGCGAGAACCUUCGCCGCCACCAAAAGAUCCACGUCGGGGAGAGGGCCCAACUCCAGCAGGCCUGGGUCGACCUUAGACCCACUCAGAACUGAGAAGGUGCAGCGUCCGUCUUUGGACAGGAGAGAUGGACUGAUCCGCACAUGUGCUUCAGGGCGCCACUGAUCCUAUCUGAUGAUGUGUUUAAAAUCUUCACUAUAACAGCAUGUCCUAACAGGAUGCAAUGUGAGCAAAAUUUAGCGGUGAAAUCUGUUUGAUUACAUUGUUUUCAAUUGGAAUUCCUGACUGUACGUACGCGACACGAAGCAGUGCUGUGCAGCUUGAGGCAAAGCAACGUUUUGAGCGAACGUUUUUGUCUCUUUCCUUUCUGUCCGUCGCGUUGCUCGGCUACUUAGAAUGAUAAACUAUUAUGAUGCAAUAUAAGGUCAUGAUAUUGAAUGCAACAAGACCGUUGUUUGCUCAGGUCCUGUUAGGACACGCUGUAAUUUAAAACAAAAGAGAAUGUUUGCGCACCAGAGUAUUUCCCAGAAUGUAAGUAGAAGCAACGUUUUGACCUGACAGGGUAUUUUCUUUUAAUUACAUUUUUGGGAGCUACUCCGUUGUGUGGACAUUCUCUGUUGUUUUACCUUGUAGUAUAUUUUGGCCUGCACGUGGCCUAAAUACAGGUGGGAGGUGCACGUAACCACUCUACCAGACUCUAUGAAAUCUUAACUAUUUAAUUAAAUGGUGUACUCUAUACUGUAUAUAGAGGUUUCUCACAAUAAAGUGAAAAAGUGAAGAUUUUGAACACAAUUUGAGACAUGGAUACUGAACUGACUGAUCAGUGAAUGGGAGUUGAUCUGGAUCAUUGGCUGUAACGAAUGUGAAAAUAAAUUAAUUGGGAGAUGA